CGGAGUACACGUUGAAUGUCCGUGAUGACAGAUUCUGUACUGAGAGCGUUUCUUAGAAUAUGCGCAGGAGUCGAACUGCGCAAACGUUCCGACGGUUUAGUGACAUUUGGUGCACGGAUGUACGAAAUAUUGCAUAAUCCGCAGUCUCUUUAGCAGCCGUAAUCUUUAUACUGUACGUUGAAAUGAUACCGCGAUGGAGAAAGAUAUUAACGAAGUUGUUCAUAAUACCCCAGCGAUAUGUCCUGGGGCUCAUGGGUCUAUUGGCCGUAUGCAACGCGUACACAAUGCGUGUCUGCCUUAACUUGGCUGUCACUCAAAUGGUCAAUAACACCAAGAAUGAGGAGUCACACUUCGAUCCCAAUGCAUGUCCAGAUGAAAGCGAACUUCUCGUUAAUGGCACCGCUAUUAUGAAACCGCAUGCCUACUUCGAUUGGUCCGAAUCGACGCAAGGUCUAAUCCUAAGUGGGUUCUACUACGGGUACGCACUAACUCAUGUUCCUGGUGGAUACUUAGCAGAGAAGUAUGGAGGCAAAUGGACCCUGGGUAUCGGGUUGUUGAGUACAGCCUUGUUUACUCUGUUGACACCGAUCGUGGUGAAUGCGGGAGGGGCCACGUGGCUGUUCAUACUUCGUGUCUUGCAAGGGAUGGGAGAGGGUCCCACUAUGCCAGCUUUGAUGGUGGUACUGGCACGAUGGGUCCCACCACACGAGAGAUCUCGGCAAGGAGCAUUGGUGUUCGGUGGUGCUCAAAUCGGUAACAUCUUUGGGUCCUUCAUGUCUGGCAUCCUCAUGGCAGGGGACGGACAUUGGGCCAAUGUGUUCUACUUCUUCGGCUGCUUUGGCAUACUGUGGUUUAUAUUCUGGAGUGUUUUAUGCUACAGCACGCCUAAUACCCACCCAUUCAUAUCAGACGAGGAACUCAAGUAUUUGAACGAAACUAUAACGAGUUCAGACAACAAAAGCGCAAGAGAUCCAAUACCAUGGAAAGCCAUUUUGAGAUCGGUGCCGGCUUGGGCUCUAUUAUUUGCGGCUGUUGGCCACGACUGGGGUUACUAUACAAUGGUAACUGAUUUGCCCAAAUACAUGACAGAUGUACUUAAAUUCAACAUAGCUACCACGGGAACAUUAACAGCUAUACCAUAUCUUGCGAUGUGGGUAUCAUCUUUUAUCUUUGGCUGGAUUUGCGAUGUCUGUGUUAAGAGAGGCUGGCAUUCAAUUAAGGCGGGACGAAUCAUUUAUACGUCUAUUGCUGCAACUGGCCCAGCGAUCUGUAUAAUCCUCGCAUCCUACUCUGGCUGUGACAGGUUCGCAGCUGUCGCCUACUUUAUAGCUUCUAUGGCCCUAAUGGGGGGAUACUAUAGUGGGAUGAAGGUGAACGCGUUAGAUUUAGCUCCAAACUACGCUGGCUCGUUGACAGCUAUGAUAAAUGGUACAUCAACUCUCUCUGGAAUAAUAACACCGUAUCUGAUUGGACUUUUAACACCUGAUUCAACACUAGCCCAAUGGCGUAUAGCCUUCUGGAUUUGCUUCGCAGUCCUCGUCGGUACCAACAUAAUUUAUUUAUUCUGGGCAGACGGCAAGCAGCAAUGGUGGGAUGAUGUCAGACAACAUGGCUACCCCGCAGACUGGAAACACGGCCCGCUCAAAAUGUCUGACGAUGACAAGGAAAAGAGCAAAAAGAAAGAAGCAGAAGGCACUACUUUAUAGACUAAUUGUAGAAUAUUGUACUUAUAAGUACGCUUAAAUAAAUUGUCUUGUGUAUUGAACAGCUAUGAUGUUAUACUUAGUUUUUAUGGUGGCAUUGAUUUGAUGCUGUUCUUGAUAAAGGAUUUACAUAAACAAUUUAGAAAAAGCACUGGUUUUGAACACAAAUUUAAAUUUACAUUUAAAUUACAAAAAUUACAUGCGUUUUUUCUAGAGAUAAUCACACGAAUUUGCUGCCUGCGAAAAUGUAACGACUAUGCUUUACUUUUUAAUUAUAAAAAGCGUUUUUUAUUAAAAGAAUGUGCAUAUUCACACAAGCAUUUGAGUAUUUUUAUUAGAGAUCACUGUAAAUUUUCUAAGCAAUUAUUUUUCGUGAUCAAUGUUCUGAAUGAACAAUAAUCGUGUUUGAGACUUUAGUUAGAAAGCCUGUAAGUAUUUUACGGUAAUUUAAAAGGAAUUUUACUAGUGCCAUGUGAUAAGUAGCUUGAAUUUUAUAUUCUAAGAUACACUUAAAUUAUAGUAACUCAUUUUUUAACCAUUAUUACCAGUAAUUUAGUACUUACGCUGUGAAAUAAGUUACCCCAGUAUUUUGUAUUUGUUGUUAUGAAGUUAUCGAAGCUAUUGAAAAAUCGAAUAGAAAGUGUGUACCUAUAUCAUAACUUUUAUUAUAAGCAUAUAAAUGUUUAUUUAUCUUUAGUUCAAUGGUAUAGUUAUUUAUUGUGUAUAACAAUAAAAACUUAUUUAUAGUUUUACCUAUGUGUGCUAAGUAUACUAAGUCAGGUAGCUUAAAUCGGACGCAGUAACUUAAUACUUAUUUAUUAUAAUAAACAAAUAGAAUUAAAAUGUGUGAUAGAGAGUUGUAUUUUGUGAUAUUGUUUUUAAUAUUUGACGAACAUUGCUAUUGUAAAUAAUUAUAAAUAAAAAGCAUCCAUUAUA
Molecule: messenger RNA, 2639 nt
Organism: Colias croceus (clouded yellow)
Lineage: Eukaryota; Metazoa; Arthropoda; Insecta; Lepidoptera; Pieridae
Product: putative inorganic phosphate cotransporter
Exons: 10
Coding region: 183-1706 (507 amino acids)
Biological process (GO): transmembrane transport; monoatomic anion transport
Molecular function (GO): transmembrane transporter activity
Source: RefSeq, a predicted model, not a curated record